UUGGAUCACAACAGACGGCCAGGAUUCGGCCCGAGGUCCGGUGGCAGCAUCGCUGAACCCCUCGUCGCCGGUGUCGCUCUCGUCUGCUUCCAUUUUGUAGGCUGCGCGGUGUAUACUGCUUCCACUUCACACGCUUCCUCCACGCCACCUCGAUCUGUGCGGCGGCAAACCCAGAGAUCCUUGCCCCGUCCGCCGGCGAAAGGCGCUCACCUCCCCUCUUCGCUGUCUGCGAUGCAGAGGAUACUAUCGAGGGCCGCUCGCCGGUGCACGAACUCCUCGGCGGCGUUCAACUCACCUCACGCGCAGGCCAAUGCAGCAAGUGUUCACUCUGAAGACGCCCCAACUUGUUCAAACAUGAUUACAGAGAACGAUGAUUUUACAUGGAAGACUAGUUUUGUUAGACCCAUGCAAUCAGAAGUCGUCAAUGCCCUCCGUAGAGGUGACCGGCAGCGAGCAUCAUUGAUUCUUUCGAACUUUCAUCACACUAAGGAAUCACUGACCAAGGAAGAUUUUUCUUAUAUAUUGGAGUAUUGUGCAGAGGCACCUGAUCCUUUGUUUGUUAUGGAAACUUUGGAACUCAUGGAGGAGAAGGCCAUUGGCAUGAGUAAAAGUAUCUACAGAUAUGUCAUUAGAGCUCUGAGCAGAGGGGGAUAUGCGAAGGAGGCACUUCACUGGCUGGCUCUUCUAGGGGAGAAAGAAAGCACUCAUGCCACUACACCGAUUUUUAAUAUCUUUCUAAAUGCCUGUGGUAGAGCAAAUCUGAAGGACGCCGAAAACUGUCUAGAGAUACUGGAAAAUCUUUUUCUUGGGAAGUCUGAAAUAACAUACUGUGAGCUUUUGAAGCUUGCAGUGUUACAGGGAAAUUUGCCUGCAGCUUAUGAUAUCUGGAAGGAGUGCUCUAGGUAUUAUAGCCCAAGCAUUGUCACGCAAAGGAGAUUUAUAAGGGCUUUAACUGCGCUAGGUGACCUUCAAUCUGCGUAUCACAUAUUGCAGCAUAUGGUAGCCCUUGCUGCACAAAGCUGUGACUAUCUGAGGGUGUCUUCUAAAAGAAGAUACCGAUCAUCGAGACUAGACAUUCCUGUACCUGCUUUGAAUGAAUUUGAAGAUCUCAACCUGCCAUCAUGCCAAGGGAAGCUGGCUACCGGCGAACAUUUGGUUGAUGCUCAACCUGAGCUAUUUGAUGAGAAAACUCGGCCAGGCAACAAUCUUUCUUAUAAGGUUGUAGUAGAUGCGAGUGUUGCAAAUACAUUGAAGUCUGCACCAAGCACAGUAAAACAAAUUUUGAGAUGGGCGUUCAAUGAUGUUUUGCAUGCAUGUGUACCGUUCAACAACUGCCAGUUAGCUGAGCAUUUAUUUACAGAGAUGCAGAAACUUGGAUUGCAACCAACAAGUUAUACAUAUGACGGUUUUAUUAAAACCGUGAUAGCUGGGAAAGGAAUUGCAUAUGCCAACAAAGUGAUUAACGCCAUGGAGAGAAGGGGCAUUGAACCUUACAGUGAUACACUUGCUGCUCUCUCAGAGGGUCAUAGCAAUAGUUUACAGUUGGAUUUGGCUGAGGAGUUUUUGGAAAGAAUUUCAGAGAUAAAACCAAAGCAUAUAGGUUCCUUUAAUGCUUUGCUUUCUGGAUGUGCGAUUAUGAAUGAACCAGAAAGAGCUGUCCGCAUACUAGCUAAAAUGAAACAUGUGAACAUGAAGCCAACUCUCAGGACAUAUGAACUUUUGUUUUCUCUGUUUGGAAAUGUAAAUGUUCCUUAUGAACAAGGAGAUGUGCUCUCUCAUGUCGAUGUUUCCAAAAGGAUAAGUAUCAUUGAGAUGGACAUGUUUAACAAUGGAAUCCAACACAGCUUUGUGUCCAUGAAGAACUUGAUACGAGCUUUUGGAGCUGAGGGGAUGAUAGAGGAAAUGCUGAGGUACCUGAAUAUAGCAGAAAAUACUCUGUGGAACAUAAAUCCUCAUCAGAAGAGUGAUCUCUACAGCACUGCGUUGCAUGCUCUGGUUGAUGUGAAGGAAACUCACAGAGCAGUAAAGAUGUUCAAAAUCAUGAGAUCAUGCAGUCUUCCAACUAAUAUUUCAAUUUAUAAUACCAUGAUAGAGUGCUGCAAAUGGCUGCCAUGCUUCAAAUCAGCUAGUGCUUUGCUGUCUUUGAUGCUUCGAGAUGGUUUCAAUCCUACGGUUGUGACUUUUACAUCACUCCUGAAGGUUGUAUUAGAAAAUGAUAAUUUUGAAGGGGCUCUGGAUCUGCUUGAUAUAUGCAAGAUUGAAGGACUUCAGCCUGGCAUACAGACUUUCAACACAGUACUCUUACGUGCAUAUGCUAGAGGUCAAAUUCAUGUCCUUGAAUAUAUUUUGGAGUGUAUACAUCGAUCAAAAAUCCAACCUGAUCCAUCAACACUUUGGUACACGUUUUGUGCCUACGAGGAGCAUGAACUGUACAAUACUGCAAUUGAGUCAUUGCUAGUCCUCAGCAUGAGAAUGAUAUCUGAGGAUGCCGGCAUUCCUAGUGAGAAAAGAAUUGUUUUUGAAGAUCUAAUCCUCAGUGAAGAACCUGAUGCUGAAUUCAGGAUCAUAAGGGCAUUCCAAGCAGGCGAAGAAUUCCUUGCGACAGCUUUACUGAACCUAAGAUGGUGUGCCACAAUGGGUGCCACCGUAUCUUGGUCACCGGAGGAGAGUCUUUGGGCAAUGAGGCUGGCAGCCUCGUAUGAUGCUAACAAGAGACCACAUAUAAACCCCUCGGAUGCUCCCAAAUCUUGGGGAAGGAAUCCACUUAACCGCCCGUAUUGGGAGGCUAACGGGUGAUUGGUUGAUUGGUUGGCUACGCUUCCGUUGAUCACGCUUGGCACGUGUUUGGAUGGCUGCAGAGCAUCUCUACCGCCUGCUCCCAUGCAUGCAGCGUUGAUUUUUUCCCCCACUGGGUAGCCUGCAUGCGCGGAAACUCAACUCCCCGUCUCCCCCUCGUUUCCAGCGGCCCAGGCUGGCACGAUGCUGGUGCGAGACGCCCCUACAACCAAUCAUGCGUUAACUGAGGCAGAGCUGGAGUCUAGCGUUUCAAAUCUCUCUGUUGAGUAUGAUGACAAUGUUGUGUUCUGUUUUGCUGGAAGCCAGUAGAUGUUUUGUUUACCUAACUAACAUGAUUGCAGUACGAUCGGGCGGCCUCCCUACCUGUCGUGAAGCUUGUUCCGCAUGAUUGCUCCAAAUUGGCCUCGUACCGUUUUCAGGCUUCUAGGCCAACAGCUCUAUGUUCCGAUUCUUUACAUUACUUGAUAGGUUGCUCACUUUAUUUACCCAGUUGUAAUUUCUGAUUAUACUGGCUGUCGGGAGCAUUAGCUUUGCAAAACUGUAGGAAUAUAUAUGACAACGACGAAGAUCGAGUCGCAUGGCAGUGACAGAAGAAUAAGAGGUGUUACGAUUACAAUAGCUGGAAACCAAAACUUGCUCUGGUUAUUUUGAAGGUGUUUAGAUUUUGGAAUGACGAUGUUACAAUUACACUUUAUUCUGGCAAAGGUAGAUUGUAGAAGGAUGGAUAGUGAUGCACUGUUACCGCGUGGUACUGGGUUGGUCUUUGUUUGUUGUACAUCAGUUGUUUUCUGGCAGGUCGUUUUGUUGACUUCGUAGCUGCCCGAAUAACAGACCAAUUAUUCCAUCUCAGUUAGAGAUCAUUUGUCUACGGCA
This is a messenger RNA of Zea mays, 3669 nucleotides long. RefSeq names its product pentatricopeptide repeat-containing protein At1g76280. Lineage: Eukaryota; Viridiplantae; Streptophyta; Magnoliopsida; Poales; Poaceae. The coding region runs from base 232 to 2796 and encodes 854 amino acids. The transcript has 15 exons. Gene Ontology annotation, molecular function: protein binding. The record is from RefSeq and is a predicted model, not a curated record.